GCCUGCCCGCCUCCCCCCCACACCACCCCUCGAGAACCCUCGAUCCCCACGAGCUUUUCGUCUUCAAGAAUCGCGGCACAUUCGGGUCUGGGUUCGGCCCUUUUCGGGAUUCGCAUUGUGGGUUUCGGCUGGGUUUCGUUUUGGUCCCCGGAUGGUCGGGAUUGGUUUCGAUUGAUUUGCGGGGAGAGGGGGGAAAUUUUUUUUUUUUCCCUUCCUCCUUCGGGGUUAGAUCUGUUUUCGGCGCGUGUUCAUGGCGGUUGGUGGGUCGUGAAGGAGGUUCUUGAGAUUCGACCGCCCCCGCGAGAUCCGCCAUGAUUGAUUGAUCCGACCGGGAAAGCGUCCGACGGAAUCAAAAGCUUUGGAUCCGAUCGGCGGAGAAACAGCGCCACGUAGAUGGCGCUGUUCAGACGGUUCUUCUAUCGGAAGCCGCCGGAUAGGCUUCUCGAGAUCUCUGAGAGAGUCUAUGUCUUCGAUUGUUGCUUCUCAACGGAUGUCUUGGAAGAAGAUGAGUACAAGGUCUACAUGGGCGGCAUUGUAGCACAGCUUCAGGAUUACUUUCCUGAUGCUUCUUUCAUGGUCUUCAACUUUAGAGAAGGGGAGAAGCGGAGUCAAAUCUCAGACAUCUUGUCUAAUUAUGACAUGACGGUGAUGGACUAUCCUCGGCAGUAUGAGGGUUGUCCCCUGCUGCCACUUGAAAUGAUACACCACUUCCUCAAAUCAAGUGAAAGCUGGUUGUCACUGGAAGGGCAACAAAACGUGCUUUUGAUGCACUGUGAAAGGGGAGGUUGGCCUGUGCUCGCGUUCAUGCUUGCUGGUCUUCUUUUAUACCGUAAACAGUAUAAUGGAGAGCAGAAGACUCUUGAAAUGGUCUACAAGCAAGCUCCUAAGGAGCUUCUUCAUCUUUUGUCUCCUUUAAAUCCACAGCCUUCACAGUUGAGAUAUCUGCAGUACAUUUCCAGGAGAAACUUGGGUUCAGAGUGGCCUCCUUCUGAUACGCCUUUACUUUUGGAUUGCCUGAUUCUUAGACACCUUCCUCUUUUUGAUGGAGGCACAGGUUGUAGGCCAGUUGUUCGUCUGUAUGGUCAGGACCCUUCAACACCAGCCAAUAGAAGCUCUAAGCUCCUCUUUUCAAGUUCUAAUAUGAAAAAGCAUGCCCGUUUUUAUUUACAGGCGGAAAGCGUACUGGUCAAAAUUGAUAUUCAAUGCCGUGUCCAAGGUGAUGUUGUUCUUGAGUGUAUCCACCUGGACGAGGAUCUAGUUCGAGAAGAGAUGAUGCUUAGAAUUGUCUUUCACACAGCCUUUGUACGGUCAAAUAUAUUGGUGCUGAACCGUGAUGAGGUCGAUGCUUUGUGGGAUUCCAAGGAUCAGUUCCCCAAGGACUUUAAGGCGGAGGUACUCUUUGUGGAUGCUGAUGCUGUUGUCCCUAAUCCCACCUCAGCCACGACUGCUGAAGAUGGAAAUGAGGCUGAAAGUGCUUCACCUGAGGAGUUCUUUGAGGUCGAAGAGAUAUUCAGUAACGCGGUAGAUGCACAAGAAGGGAAGAGGGAGAGUGAUGUAAGUACUUUGCAAGGCAAACCUGACGAUGGUGAUGUGAAAGAGGUAUGGAAGGAGGACGUGGAUGCUCAUUCAUUUCAAGAUUGUGCAUCAGAUGAUGGAAACCUCAGACAUGACGUGAAGGCAGAUUCUGGAUAUGAUGCUGUAAAAGACAUUGUUGUGGAUGAUGUGAAGUACAAGAAUCAUCAGGGUGUGGAUCCGGGUCUCCAUAUGGUGAAGGACAUAGGCGUAGAUAAUGGGAAUAUUAAGUUGGAUUCCAUGGCAUUGGAAGAUGAAGGACCAAGAAAUAUAGAUGGUUUGCAUGGCAAAAGUGAAGAGUUUGAAAAUGGAUAUGGGAUAGAGGACCUCCCUACACGGAAGAAGGCAGAGUCCAGAUCCUUACAGCAAAAGUCGAUUGAUGUGGGUAUGCAAAAGCCUGAUAAGUCUGUGCCACCUACUUCAAAGAAGCUGCCGUCGAAUAAUACUAAAUCAUCUUCAGAUUCAAUUGCCUCAAAACAGAAGAUAAAACAGCAAGAAUCCCAGGGCACUAACGGGAGACAAGCAAAGCCCAACACAAUACCUAGGUGGAUCCCUCCCAAUAAAGGUUCUCACGCCAAUUCAAUGCACGUAUCAUAUCCACCUUCUAGAUAUAAUAGUGCACCUCCUGCUCUUGCAGUUUCUUCAAAAGAGUCUGUCACGGGUGCCAAAAAGUCCCAUCUAAUUCCAGCUGCCCCUGCAAUAGAGACUCACAAAACUUCCCCUCCAUGUACAGAACCAUCAACACGAGAGGAUUCUCCAGAUACGGCUCCACGGCCAAGCCCGCAGCAAAAGGUGACUGCUCCACCUCCGCCACCUCCGCCGCCUCCGCCACCUCCGCCUCCUCCUCCCCUUACGCCACCUCCACCACCUCCUCCCCCCCAACCACCUCCUCGUAAUAGCUUGUCAUUGCAUGAUUUUCAAGCCAGCGACCAUUCUCAGCCUUCUGCAUCAAUUCCAUCAGGCUCUACACCGUCUAUGCCUCCACCUCCACCUCCACCGCCACCACCUCCCUUUUUCUCGCCUAGGCGAAGUAGUGAAGUGGUGUUACCCCCUCCAUCCCCUUGGACAUCUGGGUCUUCUUUAAUAAGCUCCACAACAUCAGCAAGUUCUCCUCCGCCGCCGCCACCUCCACCACCUCCUCCACCGCCUUUUUCAUCGGCAAAAUCUACAGCAGUCACACAAGAAGUUGCCAGUUAUGGAGUUACUUCCUCGUCUCCUCCAUUGCCUCCACCACCUCCUCCACCUCCACCUCAACCUCCACCUCCUAUGCGGGUGACGUUUACACCCCCUCCUUGUCGGCCGCCGCUGCCGCCAUUCUCCACACAUGGUGCUCCUUCACUUUCUACUCCUGUAACACAUAUGCCCCCACCUCCUCCUCCUCCACCGCCACCUCCAGCACGUGGAGCCCCACCUCUGCCACCCCCUCUUCCAUCACGUGGAGCUCGACCUCCCACUCCACCUCCCCCAUCAUAUGGAGCCCCACCUCCCCCUCCGCCUCCCCCUUCAUAUGGAGCCCCACCUCCACCUCCUCCGCCUCCCCCUUCACGUGGGGCACCACCUCCGCCACCGCCUCCCCCUUCACGUGGGGCGCCGCCGCCUCCUCCUCCACCACCUCCGGGAAUUAGAAACCCACCUCCACCUCCCCCACCUUCUCGGGGCGCUCCACCACCCCCUCCGCCGCCAUUGCGAGGAGCUCCACCACCCCCUCCGCCACCUUUGGGCAGAGCACCACCGCCACCACCUCCACCGCUUUCUGGUGGAGCUGUCCCUCCACCUCCUCCAAUGCGUGGAGCCCCACUACCACCACCAGUUCCAGGAGCUCGUGCUCCAGGCCCACCUGCUGCGCCAAGGCCUCCAGGCGGUGCACCCCCUCCACCUCCACCUUUUGGGGCAAAAAAUGCUGCAACUGAUGGAAGAAGUUUGCCUGCUGGAAGAGGGCGUGGCCUAGCACGCCCUUCUGGUAUAGCUGCCACAGCACCUCGCCGAUCUACUUUGAAGCCAUUGCACUGGAGCAAAGUGACACGGGCACUCCAAGGAAGCUUAUGGGACGAGCUGCAAAGAUUUGGGGAACCUCAAAUGGUGUCUGAGUUUGAUGUUUCAGAGCUGGAGAGCCUUUUUUCUACAGCCGUACCGAAACCGGCUGACUCAGGAGGUAAAUCUGGAGGGCGGCGAAAAUCGAUGGGAUCUAAAACGGACAAAGUCCACCUGAUUGACCUAAGAAGGGCCAAUAAUACAGAGAUUAUGCUCACAAAAGUUAAGAUGCCUCUUUCUGACAUGAUGGCUGCUGUGCUGGCAAUGGAUGAGUCAGUAUUAGAUGUUGAUCAGGUGGAAAACCUCAUAAAAUUCUGCCCUACAAAAGAGGAGAUGGAACUUCUGAAGGGCUAUACCGGUGAUAAGGAUAACCUUGGAAAGUGUGAACAGUAUUUUUUGGAGCUAAUGAAAGUGCCAAGGGUGGAGUCAAAAUUACGAGUAUUUUCUUUCAAAAUACAAUUCGGCUCUCAGAUUUCCGAAUUUAGAAAGAACCUAAACACUGUGAACUCUGCAUGUGAAGAGGUCCGUAGUUCCUUCAAAUUAAAGGAGAUUAUGAAGAGAAUUCUCUUCUUGGGAAACAUGCUGAACCAAGGGACUGCAAGAGGAUCUGCAAUCGGAUUUAAGUUGGACAGUUUGUUAAAACUUACCGAUACACGUGCGACUAAUAACAAGAUGACUCUCAUGCACUUUCUCUGUAAGAAACUUGCUGACCGCUCGCCAGAACUUCUUGAUUUUCAUCGAGAUCUUGUUAGCUUGGAAGUUGCAUCAAAGAUACAACUGAAAUCUUUAGCUGAAGAAAUGCAAGCUAUUAUUAAAGGAUUAGAGAAGGUAAAGCAGGAACUGGCUGCUUCUGAAAAUGAUGGCCCUGUUUCGGAUAUUUUUAGAAAGACCUUGAAAGAAUUUAUUGGUGUCGCUGAGGCAGACGUCACGUCAUUGACGAAUUUAUACUCAGCUGUGGGAAGAAAUGCAGAUGCACUUGCAUUGUACUUCAAUGAAGAUCCAGCUCGUUGCCCGUUUGAGCAAGUUACAGCAACUCUCCUGAACUUUGUGAGAAUGUUCCGGCGAGCGCAUGAAGAAAAUUGUAAACAGUCUGAACUGGAGAAGAAAAAGGCUGAGAAGGAGGCCGAAAUGGAAAAGGCAAAGGGAAUUAGCCUUACAAAGAAGAGUGUAAAUAGCUGAUUGGUGAUUGUUCCCAUGUCUAUACUGGAAAUGGAGUUCCCUCAAUCCAGUGGCCCUGAUGACCGUUCGGCACUCAAUUGCAAUGUUUGAUGCCGCUCCUAAUUGAUCUGGAAGCGGAUUGGUCUCAUGUCGGAGCAAAUGACGAGUUCAUUCUUGCCAUCAAAGAUGAGUUCCUGAUCGGGUCAAUCUCCUGUCGGAUCAAAUGGUGAGUUCCCUUGACGCUUGCCAGGUCAAAGAGCAUGAAGACUUAGCUUUCACAUGCCUGAUGCGGUGCUGUUGAGUCAGACGAGCGAGUGCUGCUGUGUGAGCUGGCAAUUAGAUAUCUGAUAAACGGAGAUGAGCUUUCAUGAACAUCAGAAGAUUGCUCAGAUUGGCCAGAAGAGCCGUUCUCGUGUGAAUUUGCGGCUUAGAUGGUGGAAGUUUAGUCUUCUUGGGAACGAACCCUGGAAGGAUAAGUUGGAAACGGUUCACCAUCACAAGGCCCAGUUUGGCUUCUGCUUUCCUCAUUGGCUGGGCAUUGGUUUUUUUCGGCUCCAGGGUGGAUGCCUCCAGGACGGUAGAGCACGAAGUCUGUCUGUACGAUGACACUGUACAAAGCUACUGACCAACUUGUAUUAGGAUACGAUUCUUUCCUCGUGUAACAUAGCUAGUCCAGUAUCUUUUUUUCCCUUUCAGAUUGUUAGGUCGGAUCCCGUCGAUUUUAGAUGUAUAGCUUGUCAGGUUAAGUUAGAGAAAGUAGAAGGCGGGAUUCCCUUGUUGUAAUUGUGAGAUAACAGGAUAGGCUAUAGCGGUUAGCAAUUGUUUUUGUCUGCCACUCAAUUCAUUGUAUCGCUAUUAAUGAAAAUCAAAGGCUUACAUUCUUUUUCUUGGUCAGCG
Syzygium oleosum is the source of this 5658-nucleotide messenger RNA. RefSeq names its product formin-like protein 20. NCBI's taxonomy places the organism in Eukaryota, Viridiplantae, Streptophyta, Magnoliopsida, Myrtales, Myrtaceae. The transcript has 17 exons. The record is from RefSeq and is a predicted model, not a curated record. Bases 394 to 4782 code for a protein of 1462 amino acids.